Messenger RNA from Mytilus californianus (California mussel), 1512 nucleotides. RefSeq lists its product as uncharacterized. The coding region runs from base 124 to 1074 and encodes 316 amino acids. The transcript has 4 exons. The record is from RefSeq and is a predicted model, not a curated record. Lineage: Eukaryota; Metazoa; Mollusca; Bivalvia; Mytilida; Mytilidae.
UGAUGGCAACAAGUAGAAUGGGAAAUGAAGACAUGUUUGUAACAUGUUUACAUCAAUGCAUCGUUGUGAAAAUGCAAAAGAUAACUUUACUUUAAGAGGAUCCAAGCAAGUUAAAUAAGAAAUAUGAGCAUUGAUAAAGAAAGAAAAUUCCUUCAACUGUUUAUGUUUGCACAUAAACUUGCCUUGCCCGUAAUCCGAACUUUUUUUGUCUACAAUGUACUGGAUUGUACGGAAUAUAACAAAGAUUUUUCCGUUUAUCUCGAAAUCUGCAAACACACUUUAUAUCAUUUGGCUGUGGAUGUUAAAUGUUGUCAGUGUGUUACAACUCAUACAACGUUAAAAGCUACUUGUAGAAUCACAAUGACACAACUUUUGCAGAUGUACUCGAUUGACCGGUCAAAUCCCAAACACUAUAAGAAAAGUGGAAGUCAUGCAACCCAACAGUGCAUGUGUGGCGUAACGGUUAGGAAUGAAUGUUCAUUACAAGACCUCGACCUUUCCUUAAUAUAUUCAGUCUUAAACGGGAGUGCUUUAAAAGAUGAAAAACACCAAAAGCAUGCCACAUGGCUAACUAUGAUUAUCAAACAAAGAAACGAAUUAUGUCAUGUGGACAGUUUAACCAAGUGGACCGAAAGCGAUAUACAAACAAUGUGGGGAUAUCUACAAGGUGCCGUUCUUGGUUUGGCUUCAGAUAUAUCACAAAUACCUGAUUAUAAAGAAAACAUUGAAAUGCAGAUAGACCUUUUGAAAGUUGCUGAUUAUGGUUUGCAUGAUAUUCAGCCAAUAAUACAAACUAUAAAAACGGAAAUUCAGACGAUAAAAUCAGAAUUAGAUAAGUCUAUAGAUCUUGAAGUAUUUGGAAGUCGUUUAGAUAGCUUGCGACAGAAAUGCGAUGAAAACAAACAAGAAAUCCUAAAUGCUAUGGAAGAAGGACAGCAAGAACACGAACAACUUUUACAUUUAAUUUACGAUGAAGUAAAACGAGGAAACAUGAUACAUCAUAGAAAUGCACUUCAAUUUGAUAUACAGUGGUCUUCCGAAGAAGGAACAAAUGAGAACGGAAAAGGCGAGUGAUGAGAUAACUUUUUUGUUGUAUUGCGAUCAAUUAAUUCUUUGCAAUUUUAGGAGUUCUUACUUUCAAAAAUUUAUAUGCAUAUUUAUAGAUUAUCGAUGGUUUUUCAAACGAGAGGGUGUUUCUCAGCUACAAUCUCAUCGAAGGGAGACAGCCCUGAGUUGAGAUGUGGCCGAGAAACAUCCUCGAGUUUGAAAGACCAUUGAUAAUCUGUUUAUCGCUAUUUUGCCUAUGAAGUCGUUAAUUUUUACGUUGACAACGGCACGUGCGCUCUUAGUUUCUGACGACAAUUUUCUGUCUCAAGCGAGUAGCAUGAUAUGAAAAAUUAUCGCAAAAAAAAAAUCAAAGGAAAAAUACACAAAAUAGCGAUAAAGUGCAUUAUCAAAUUUCAAAAAUAUUUGAUCUUAUCUAUCUCAUUUUUUUGGUUGGGUUCGUGUUGC